UCGACGGAGAAGUCGAGGUGGUAGAAAAUAUAGGACAACGCAGAAGGCGGACAGACAGUGCGAAGCGGUGAUUGCGCGAGAACGGUUGUGCUCAGUUCUUCUAAAUUGGACCGUGCACGUACAGACACCUACCAACCAAUCUACCUCUGUUCACAACCAACAUCAUCCAGACACAAACAAACAGACAUCCAUCUACAAUAGCCAAGAUGAAGAGGUCGAUGGUUGCGGUAUCCGCUGCGGUAUCGCUGAUCCUUUUGGUCCUGAUCGAAAACGGUGGCGCGGUUCGCGUGGGCGGAAAGAAGAAAGUCAAUGAUCAAUCGACGUCUGCAUCCUGGUGGCAGCACGAUGCCAUCAACCCAGCCGAUCUCGGAGACCAAACGGACUUCUUCUCAUCCACCCAUGGAUUAGCUCAAACCCAUCCGGCUUUGAACCCUGGCUCAGUCCGGUAUUCAGCCGGAAACCGUAAGAGGCCUAACUCAGGUUCCAGUGUCUUCAAGCACUUGGACUUCAGGACUUCGGCUACCGCUGAAUUGAGGAAGAAUCCAUCUCUUUCCGCUCCCGAUGAGUGCGCUAGAGCUUGCAGAGAAGGCGAACCACCAAGGAUUUGCUAUUACCAUUUCACGUUGGAAUUCUACACCGUACUUGGAGCGGCUUGUCAAGUCUGCACUCCGAACGCAACCAACACCGUCUGGUCCCAUUGCCAAUGCGUAUUAGCUGAUGGUGUGGAAAGAGGUAUUUUGACAGCCAACAGGAUGGUACCUGGACCAAGUAUUCAAGUGUGCGAAGGCGAUAAAGUAGUCAUCGAUGUUGAGAACCAUUUGGAAGGUAUGGAGGUAACUCUUCAUUGGCACGGAAUCUGGCAGAGAGGAUCCCAAUACUACGACGGUGUACCAUUCGUAACUCAAUGCCCAAUCCAGCAAGGAAACACGUUCAGGUAUCAAUGGGUUGCUGGUAAUGCCGGUACUCACUUCUGGCACGCUCAUACCGGUCUUCAGAAGAUGGACGGUCUCUAUGGCAGCGUUAUUGUAAGACAAGCUCCAUCGAAGGAUCCGAACAGCCACCUCUACGAUUACGAUUUGACCACGCACGUUAUGCUCUUGAGCGAUUGGCUCCAUGAAGAUGCCGCUGAAAGAUUCCCAGGAAGACUCGCUGUUAACACUGGACAAGAUCCAGAAAGCAUGUUGAUCAACGGAAAAGGACAAUUCAGAGAUCCCAACACCGGUUUCAUGACAAACACUCCACUCGAAGUAUUCACCAUCACUCCAGGCAGGAGAUACAGAUUCCGUAUCAUCAACUCCUUCGCCUCGGUUUGUCCAGCUCAGCUCACCAUUCAAGGGCAUGAUUUAACGCUGAUCGCUACCGACGGUGAACCCGUCCAUCCAGUUACCGUGAACACGAUCAUUUCCUUCUCUGGUGAAAGAUACGAUUUCGUUAUUAACGCCGAUCAAACAGCCGGAGCUUACUGGAUCCAAUUGCGUGGAUUGGGAGAGUGCGGAAUCAAGAGGGCCCAGCAGUUGGCCAUUCUUCGUUACGCCAGAGGCCCAUACCAACCAAGCACUACUGCUCCAACCUACGAUGUCGGCAUUCCUCAGGGUAUUGUAUUAAAUCCUUUGGACGCGAAGUGUAAUGAGCAAAGGGCUGACGCGAUUUGCGUGAACCAGCUUAAAAAUGCUAGGGACAUAGAUCGCGGCAUCCUGCAGGAAAGGCCCGAUAUCAAGAUCUUCUUGCCUUUCCGAUUCCACGUCUACUCGCCCGAAGAUCUCUUCGCACCGAACACCUACAACAGACAUCUGAUCGCUCCAAACGGAGAUCACGUAAUUAGUUUGAUCGAUGAGAUCUCGUACAUGUCUCCGCCGGCGCCUCUGCUCUCGCAGUACGACGAUGUCAAUCCGGAUCAGUUCUGCAACGGCGACAAUAGACCUGCCAACUGCGGCCAGAACUGCAUGUGCACCCACAAGAUCGACAUACCUUUGAACGCAGUCGUCGAGGUCGUCCUUGUCGAUGAAGUCCAACAAACCAACUUGAGCCAUCCGUUCCAUCUCCACGGAUACGCCUUCAACGUGAUCGGUAUCGGCAGAUCGCCGGACAGAAACGUGAAGAAGAUCAACCUGAAGCACGCCUUGGACCUUGACAGACAGGGUCUUCUCCACAGGCAAUUCAACUUGCCACCGGCGAAGGACACCAUCGCCGUUCCCAACAACGGCUACGUAGUUCUGAGAUUCAGGGCGAACAAUCCCGGCUUCUGGCUGUUCCAUUGCCAUUUCCUUUUCCACAUUGUGAUAGGCAUGAACCUUGUUCUUCAGGUCGGCACACACGCCGAUCUUCCGCCUGUACCACCAGGCUUUCCUACAUGCGGUGACCACGUCCCCGAAAUCUCCCUAGACGUUAAUAAGAUUUAAAUACUAAAAGAAAAAACUCAAUUUGAUAAGCAAAAAACAAAACAAU
This is a messenger RNA of Nicrophorus vespilloides, 2445 nucleotides long. RefSeq names its product laccase-like. Gene Ontology annotation, cellular component: plasma membrane. The coding region runs from base 207 to 2399 and encodes 730 amino acids. Gene Ontology annotation, molecular function: oxidoreductase activity; copper ion binding. Gene Ontology annotation, biological process: iron ion transport. NCBI's taxonomy places the organism in Eukaryota, Metazoa, Arthropoda, Insecta, Coleoptera, Silphidae. The record is from RefSeq and is a predicted model, not a curated record. The transcript has 8 exons.